AUGGAUCCAACUUCGAAGCACGGCUGGUCCGAACCUCGAGCCGCGGAGAGGAAGGGUUCUGUUCGUCGCGCAAGGGAAAUGCUAGAAGUUGGUAAACGCCCUAAGAUUCGAGCUCCUCAGGCAAACGCGAUGCUACCACCCGAACCCCGUAUGUCCCAACAGACUGCGUGGCCGUUAUUGGGUGAUGAUGGGCCCGUGACAAACGCCGUUGAUCCCCAGGGGCGGCUGUCAAAUAUGGUGGAUUCACAAGGGAGACUUCUCGGGCCCAGAGGGCCUUCGCCUCAGCACCCACCUCCUCGCCCAGCUCGAUCGGAUCCUCCAUCGCCCUCUGUGUAUUCUGAAAGGAGCGUUCCAGACGCUGUUCCUAGUCCUCUACAUCUCAACAACCGCAACCGCGCCCCAUCAUUCUCUCAGCCGUUUGCCAAUCAGCAACACAUCCACCCUGCCCUGCGGGAGCCCGUGCCAACAGCACACGAUGACAUGUUUAGGAAGUCUGCAGCCUCGUCCCUGGCUUCUAUCCCUUCGAUACCCGACUUUCCCCCGCCACUUCCUCAGAACAAACAUCUCGCACCUCCGGCCCCUAUACGUCCAGGUAUGACUCGCGGGUCCUCUGUCUCGCCAAUACCCGAAGAAUUGCCCGAUAGUCCAACAAUUUUAAACAAGCCAUAUGCCAGACUCACCGCAUCCAGUUGGAAUUCUGAGCAGCGGGAGUCCGAGGUAUUGGGUGUGUAUAUGGAUGGCGAAUCUGAUGGGACGCCUGAGUCGCCUGAACAUGCCGAAGUGACUCUGGUUCGACAAGCUAGCGUUGGAACCCGAGGCAAGCCUUCUUUGCGAACCAUCAGUAAACCCAGCACUGAGGCUUUGGUCGGAGGAAAUGGCAGAACAGGAACACCAAUAGGACAGACCAAUGAUGCCCGUCUUAAGGAGGUCGCAGCUGGUUUGGCCCGGCGAGACUCCUUUACCUCGUCCUCAUCCGAGGAGUCAGACAUCGACCCAGAAAAACCGCCAAUUGUGCUAGGAGACGAUAAAAGUGCACACCAGUCGUAUAAUAGCGACGUGAGAUCUUUUGAGAAAGUGGCGGCGUUUCCCCAAAGAGCUCCAACUAUGAGCGAGAUGAGGCCAGGGGCUCGCAGGCCGCCUCGCUUGAACAUCAACGCUGUGCGCGAAGCUGAAGCCCGUGGUAGUCUCACAAGUCUAUCAGACUUGAUUAAACGUGCGACAAAACUUGCAACCAACCUUGAGCAUGGGCGGACAGCAAGCAGGAAUGACCUUCUGAACGUUGGGGGUUCUAGGCAUCCGUUCGGCGAUCCUAAUCGCAGAUCAGGCUCAAUAAAGGACAUAUUAGCCUCGUUUCCUAACCCUGCCGCGACACCAGAAGGCCGUUCAUCUUGGCCCAUAUUCUGGAGGAGAUCCACACUUCACCAACUACACUCGCAGGAACAGGGGCGAGAAGUGAACCAGGAGAAAGGCAGCACUAAAAACCAGCGGCGCCGAUGCUGCGGAAUGCCUUUGUGGGCGUUCAUUACCACUUGCGUGAUCCUGCUCCUCAUUAUCGCUGCCGCCGUUCUGAUACCCAUAUUCCUGAUUGUUGUUCCUCGGGAAAACAAGAGUAACAACAGCAGCGACACGCUGUGUGAGGAAACUAGCCCCUGUUCAAAUGGUGGUGUCAGUGUAUCAAGUGGUGAUAUUUGCUCAUGUGUUUGCGUCAACGGAUACACUGGCUCGCGCUGUACGACCUCCGGCGAUGCUAGCUGCGUCACCACUGAAAUCACUCAGAACUCAACGUCGAGGAAUGCUACCGUUGGGGAUGACCUUCCACGUCUAUUCGAAGGUUCUCAAAGCAAUUUCAGCAUUCCGCUGGACUCUGUCACCAUCAUGGCGCUCUUCAGUCAGAACAAUGUCUCAUGCACCACCGAAAACGCGCUUGUAGCGUUCAAAGGACUGUCUUUGAAUGAUAACAAGCGUCGUGAUCUCACCACAGAUCGACUAUUGGCCAGCGAUAAGGCCUUGUCACAGCCAAACGAGCCCACUGCGACGGUUCCUGUGCGAAGAGACGUUGCUACGAAGAACGGUAUUCUCUUUGAGGAUUCUGAAACUGACGAAAGCCCUGCAGCGGCACAGACAAGUUCCGCUUCAAGAAGCAAAGCGACACCAGCUCCCACCUCCGCCGUCACUACCGAGGCGCUUGACUUUUCUCGGAUUGCUGUUCUGUACAUCCUCGAGAAAACUGGCACACUCGAUGCGGCCAUGUUCUCGGCAGAUAUUAUCCAGAAACACUUGGAACAUUCUUACUCGAACUCAUCUGGUGAGAACUUUAUCAUUGAUCUCGUUCCUUCUGGGGUAAAAGGCAACAUUACCCUGGACUAUGAAGGGUUCACCAUCACUGAUUUUGACGGUGAUACUGUUGGUGCUUCAUAA
Molecule: messenger RNA, 2418 nt
Organism: Aspergillus mulundensis
Lineage: Eukaryota; Fungi; Ascomycota; Eurotiomycetes; Eurotiales; Aspergillaceae
Exons: 2
Coding region: 1-2418 (805 amino acids)
Source: RefSeq, a predicted model, not a curated record